Molecule: messenger RNA, 1831 nt
Organism: Vigna angularis (adzuki bean)
Lineage: Eukaryota; Viridiplantae; Streptophyta; Magnoliopsida; Fabales; Fabaceae
Product: equilibrative nucleotide transporter 3
Exons: 11
Coding region: 412-1671 (419 amino acids)
Biological process (GO): nucleoside transmembrane transport
Cellular component (GO): plasma membrane
Molecular function (GO): nucleoside transmembrane transporter activity
Source: RefSeq, a predicted model, not a curated record
CACAUCACCACACAAGGCGUGAAAAAGGAGUUUGAGCGCGUGUGCAGAAGAGGAAAGGGUGAGAAGAACCAAACUCUGCCACUGAUUUGUUGUCAUCUUCACAACAACAAUUCUGCUUCUGGAGUUGUUCGUUCGUGUAUUUUCUUAACCAAUUGAAGUGUGAAGCCCACAGCACCUCUGCAUAGAGCUAAUCUACAUAAAGCGUACAACAAGAUAUUCUUCUGAUAAUACCAAUGCUGCUUUUCUCUACGUAAAAUUUAGUUGUUGCGAUUAACGAGCUUCAACACCAUAACGCCAUCUAGAUUGUGUCUACUUCAACAUCGCCUGUUCUGGACUCAAAUAUCUGUGGACUAGCGGUUAUUGUUGAUAAAUAUUAAUUAUCCUCAGCAUUUAUUUUUCAAGAGGAGAGCCAUGGAUGCCAGUGAUUACUGUGGAACACCUCAAAAACCCAAGGGAAAAUAUGAAGCUAUGACAAUUUGUUUCAUUCUUGGAAUUGGGUCCCUUGUUUCCUGGAACAGCAUGUUGACUAUAGGAGAUUACUAUUACACACUGUUCCCUAAAUACCAUCCUGCAAGGGUGCUUACCUUGGUCUACCAACCAUUUGCAAUUGGAACAAUGAUAAUACUGGCUUACUAUGAGUCGAAGAUCAAUACUAGAAAGCGGAAUUUGGCUGGAUUCACUCUUUUCUUCUUUAGCACUUUCUUUGUUCUUGUUGUGGAUCUAGCAACAUCAGGAAAAGGUGGAAUUGGACCUUAUAUUGGUAUAUGUGUGCUUGCUGCUUGUUUUGGAAUAGCAGAUGCUCUAGUCGAAGGUGGCAUGGUAGGAGAUCUAUGUUUUAUGUGCCCUGAGUUUAUCCAGUCCUACCUUGCUGGUUUGGCAGCAUCAGGGGCUCUAAUUUCUAUUCUGAGAAUGCUGACCAAGGCAGCUUUCGAGAAAUCUAGUCAUGGACUUCGCAAGGGAGCAAUACUAUUCUUGGCAAUUUCCUCAUGCAUUGAGUUAGUUUGUAUAUUCCUGUAUGCAAUCUACUUCACCAAAUUGCCCAUAGUGAAAUAUUACCGUUCAAAAGCAGCAUUAGAGGGAUCAAAAACUGUUGCAGCUGACCUUGCUGCUGCUGGAAUUAGUACAAAGACUAAAGAUCAAGGUGGAUAUGAUGAUAAGCAACAAGAGCGGUUGAGCAACAAACAAUUAUUUCAUGAGAAUCUUGAUUAUGCAGUUGAUUUAUUUUUUAUAUAUGCGGUAACACUGUCAAUCUUCCCUGGAUUUUUGUAUGAAAAUACGGGCACCCAUCGGUUAGGCACAUGGUACUCAGUUGUUUUGAUAGCUAUGUAUAAUGUAAUGGAUCUCAUAUCAAGAUAUAUUCCCCUUGUACCAUGGCUGAAGUUGGAAUCCAGAAAGGCUCUACUGAUAGCAGUCUUUUCUCGAUUCUUGUUGAUUCCAGCAUUCUACUUUACAGCAAAAUAUGGUGACCAAGGAUGGAUGAUUUUACUCACCUCCUUUCUGGGACUUACCAAUGGCUAUCUCACUGUCUGUGUUCUUACUGUUGCACCAAGAGGUUACAAGGGUCCAGAGCAGAAUGCUUUGGGCAAUUUGCUAGUCUUAUGUCUUUUAAGUGGCAUAUGUGCUGGGGCUGUUCUUGACUGGUUAUGGAUCAUUGGUAAUGGAACAUUCUGAAGAUAUACUAAAUCUAUAUUUAUUGUAUUAAUCAACCCUCACUCACUUUUACCUUCUGGAUUGGUUGGUCUCUCAGAGGGCAAUGCAGUGUUAUAUCAAGUAACUGAAUUAAAAUAUUUAAAUAACUAUUUGAUAUUUGUAAUUCUUUCAUGAAAUUUUU